Molecule: messenger RNA, 2851 nt
Organism: Linum trigynum
Lineage: Eukaryota; Viridiplantae; Streptophyta; Magnoliopsida; Malpighiales; Linaceae
Source: the annotation of a GenBank genome assembly
CUAAAAAUAUCAAUACUCUAAUUCGGCCCCCUAAUUCUGCUUGCCAGGUUAUAACGAUGGCUCGCUUUUCGGAAGACCAGGUGGUACAAUUUUCGUUGAGUGAGGUACAAUCCACCAAAUUCCGUGCGUCCCGAAACCUAUGGGGAGGCUGUUUACAACGGAUCAGUUCACAAUGGUGGAGCUUCGGGAUGCGCUGCGGUUAGCCUGGCAAAUCAAGGGACUGCUCAAAGUCUCGAAGGCGAAAUUUGACCUGUUUGAGAUAACAAUGCCGAAUGAAGAGGCGAAAAAAUGGGCUCUUAAUCGAAAUCCUUGGGUCAUCAAGGACAAAUUGUUUGCCUUGCGCUCCUGGACGCCAUCGAUUACCAAAGAUAUCUUCGAUGAGAUGACCGUUGCCCCAUUCCGUGUCCAGCUUUGGGGAGUUAAUGAAGUAUGCUUCACCAAGAGUUUUGGGCUUAAAUUUGUGGCCUCAGCCAUUGGCCAAGUCCUGGAGUCUGGCGUGUAUGCCUGCAAGGAAUCGGGAGAGCUCUUUAUCAAAGUGCAAACAAUCAUCAACUUUGCCAAACCUCUCCGAUCCCAACUUAUGGAGGUCAGUGAGGAGGUUGAUAGUUUCUGGGUGAGCCUUAAGUACGAGCUCCUGCCGAGUUUUUGCUACCACUGCGGACGUGUAGGUCAUCCGCGUCAGGACUGUACGUUCGACCCGCCGCUUGGGAAAGAACGUUUUGGUCCUCACAUGACAACAAAGAAGUUUGGACGGCAGAUUUUUGAGGAGGAUGACGAGGCUCCUACCUUUAGGGGUACACGAAAUUCGGUAUGGGUCAAUCGCCAAUCUCGUGGUAUGAUGGAUGAGACUGUGGUGGCUGAUGCAGGAACAGGUACUCGAGGGCGUGCCCAGCAGCAGGUCCCGAACAGCAAGGGGAAGAAGGAAGUGUUCCUUACUACAGGUCAGGGGUUUUUGGACAAAUCCAUGACCAGACCUAAUGCGAAAUUUGGCAUGGUGCGCUCGCCCAAACGCGGGCCCAGCCCCCGAGGCUUUGCUCUCCACAAAUCUCCCAAGCUUAAACUUGGUGGGGGCCGGCGAAAGCUACUGGACUCGAAUUUGGUCGGCGAGCCCCUUGUCCCACAUGAGCAGGAGAUGGCAGAGCCUCUGCCGGCAUUGUACCCUUCGCGGUCUGCCGUAGUUUUGUAGGAUGAGGAUACCCCCAUGGCUGAAGUAUGGGAGCACUCUCAGCGGCGCCGUCUCAUCCUUGAGGCCGAGCCGGAGGAUGAUGAGCCUGGCCUGGUUGAGCAGGUGAUGCAAAAUUCGGUGGUUUGUGACUUUCCGGCUCCUGAACUAGCGGGCAGGAAAGCAACCAAGAGUGUUCGGCGCCCCCGUCGUGUAGAGACCGUGCCACAGGAUGACAAUGGGGUCACUGACAGUGCUCAGCCCCUAUAGCCUCGACCUAGAGGUAGGCGGAAUAGCCGGCAGGCCCCUACUGCUCGGGGGGAGUGCUCCAGGUCGGUCGAUGCGGCUGAUCGUGGUGAUGCGCCAGUAAUGGCUGAGAGUGUGGAAGCUACUGUCCAUACAAAUGACGGGUUUAAUCGGCUCCCUAUCAUCAAUGAAGAAGCGCUGGAGGAAUCCCAGGUGGAACUUGGCUUGGAGGAUUCACAGUCGGAGGACGAACCUCAACGCUUUGAAAUCAUGAAACGAAUUCCGGUCCCUAAACCCAGACCGCUGUGUCCCACCUCAAAGAGUCAUGUGACUCGAGUGGUGGCGGCCUUCGAAGCGGGAUUUUCUAUUACCCAGCAAUAGGGGGAGUGUAGCUAACACCACUAGCUGCGAUCAUCCUGGCGGGGGGGGGGGGGGUGGAGGUUGGCCCUCACUAUGAUGAAUAUGGGUCGAAUUUGCAGUGCCCGGACUUGGGGGUGAGAAAAUGGCUUUUGUAAGCACUUGAGGGUGAGGUGGGGGAUCCAUCGGUACAAAAAAAAAAACAGUUUGUGGAGAUCGAUGAAUCUCAGGGAAUGGUGGAGGUAGCCAACCAUGAAUGGUCUCACCCCGAUAAAUGAGGCUUCUUGCCUGGAAUGUGAGAGGAAUUGGACCAUCCCUCACAUUCCAAACAGCUGUAGGACUAGUUCGUACUAAUAAACUGGAUCUCGUGUUUUUUUCGAAAACACAAUCGAGCCGGCGUGUUGUCUCUCGCCGUAUGCAGGGUUUAUGUUUUGAUCUUUCCAAUUGUUUAUUUGUGGAUGCGAUUGAUGCUUCCGGAGGUCUAGUUGUUUCUUGGUCCCCCGAAGUUGAUGCUUCGGUGUUUUAUCAUUCCAAUUUCUGUAUUUGUGUUCAAAUCAAUGAAAGCAAUUUUCUUAUGUUGUGGUUUGCGUUUACAUUAGUUGUAAUGUUGCCACCAGAGCGUCCCAAUUGGCGCAUCUUUGUGAUGUUUGUGCGACUAUCCAGACCCCUUACGUUGUCAUUGGUGAUCUUAAUACUAUUCUUCACGAAAGUGAAAAAGAGGGAGGGAAUCCUUGGCACGCCGCUCACUCUGCUAGCCUGCGUGACUUUAUUCUGAACCUGGGCCUUCAUGACCCUGGGUAUCAGGGUGACCAAUUUACGUGGACGAAUAAGAGGAUGGGAGCUGCUUGCAUUCGCGAACGCCUUGAUAGACGGUUGUGCUCGUAGGCCUGGGUUAAUCGGUACCCGGAUACUUUGGUUAAACAUUUUACUGACCAAGGAUCUGAUCAUCGGGUGCUCCUCCUCGUUGAUAAGCCCUACGCCCGUAAUAGCCGCCCUCUCUUCCGGUUUGAUGCCCGCUGGGCGGAUAACCCAGAGGUUAGGGCUAUGGUUCAUUACGUCUGGCAGGAAGAAAUUCAGCGGACGCUA